GAGGCCUAAUAAAAAUCAAUAAACAAUACAAAAGCAAAGCCGUAAACAAAUAACAACAACAACAACAACAACCAAAUGCAACAAAAAGUGAACAAAUUGAAGAGAUUUACCAAUUAGUAAGCGUAAAAUAAUUCAAAGAGCAGAGGAAACCACAGGAUAUUGGACGAGAAGAAUACGACAAUGUCCGAGCACGGCGACAACAACGGUGGCGAUCCGUCACAGCAGGCGGGGGCCGGGGCGGAGGGGUGCGAGGCCAUGGGCGAGAAUAAAAUGAAAUCGCGCCUGCGCAAGGGAGCCCUGAAGAAGAAGAAUGUCUUCAAUGUGAAGGAUCACUGCUUCAUCGCGAGGUUCUUCAAGCAGCCCACCUUUUGCUCCCACUGCAAGGACUUUAUCUGCGGUUAUCAAUCGGGAUAUGCCUGGAUGGGAUUCGGGAAGCAAGGAUUCCAGUGCCAAGUUUGCUCCUAUGUGGUGCACAAGCGAUGCCAUGAAUAUGUCACCUUCAUAUGCCCCGGCAAGGAUAAGGGCAUCGAUUCGGCACACCAAAUGCCCCACAAAUGGCAGAACGUCACCUUUCUGUCGCCGAUGUUCUGCGACCAUUGCGGCUCUCUGCUGCACGGCAUCACGCACAAGGGUCUCAAGUGUCGAGCAUGUGACAUGAACGUGCAUGCACGCUGCAAGGAGAACGUGCCAAGCCUUUGCGGAUGCGAUCACACGGAGCGACGUGGACGCAUUAAUCUCGUGAUCAAUGUCAAGGAGAACCUCCUCACUGUCCAGAUCAUUGAGGGCCGAAAUCUCAUACCCAUGGAUCCCAACGGACUCAGCGAUCCCUAUGUGAAGGUGAAGCUCAUACCGGACGACAAGGAUCAGAACAAGAAGAAGACGCGCACCAUCAAGGCGUGCCUGAAUCCCGUCUGGAACGAGACAAUCACCUAUGACCUGAAGCCCGAGGACAAGGACCGGCGCAUCCUCAUCGAGGUUUGGGACUGGGAUCGCACUUCGCGCAAUGACUUUAUGGGCGCUUUGUCCUUUGGCAUCUCGGAGAUUAUCAAGAGCCCCACCAACGGCUGGUUCAAGCUGCUCACCCAGGACGAGGGCGAGUACUACAAUGUGCCCUGUGCCGAUGACGAGCAGGAUCUGCUCAAGCUCAAGCAGAAGCCAUCGCAGAAGAAGCCACUGGUGAUGCGCAGCGACACGAACACGCACUCCUCCAUAUCCAAGAAGGACAUGAUCCGGGCCACGGACUUUAACUUUAUCAAGGUUCUGGGCAAGGGAUCCUUUGGCAAGGUUCUGCUGGCUGAGCGCAAGGGCAGCGAGGAGCUGUACGCCAUCAAGAUACUCAAGAAGGAUGUGAUUAUUCAGGACGACGAUGUCGAGUGCACCAUGAUCGAGAAGCGUGUGCUGGCGCUGGGUGAGAAGCCACCGUUUCUGGUGCAGUUGCAUUCCUGCUUUCAGACCCUGGAUCGCUUGUUCUUUGUCAUGGAGUAUGUGAAUGGCGGCGAUCUGAUGUUCCAGAUCCAACAGUUUGGCAAAUUCAAGGAGCCAGUCGCAGUUUUUUAUGCAGCGGAAAUCGCCGCUGGACUUUUCUUCCUUCACACCAAGGGCAUACUGUAUCGCGAUCUGAAGCUGGACAAUGUCCUACUCGAUGCGGAUGGACACGUGAAGAUUGCCGACUUUGGCAUGUGCAAGGAGAACAUUAUGGGCGAGAAGACGACCAAGACUUUCUGCGGUACACCGGACUACAUAGCCCCCGAGAUUAUUCUGUAUCAGCCUUAUGGCAAAUCUGUGGACUGGUGGGCCUAUGGUGUGCUGCUCUACGAGAUGCUGGUGGGUCAGCCGCCCUUCGAUGGCGAGGAUGAGGAGGAACUUUUUGCGGCCAUCACCGAUCACAAUGUGUCCUAUCCGAAGAGUCUCAGCAAGGAGGCCAAAGAGGCCUGCAAGGGUUUUCUCACCAAACUACCCAACAAACGGCUGGGCUGUGGUCCCACUGGCGAGGAGGAUGUGCGUUUGCAUGCCUUUUUCCGGCGCAUCGAUUGGGAGAAGAUUGAGAACCGUGAGGUGCAGCCACCGUUUAAGCCAAAGAUUAAACACCGCAAGGAUGUGUCCAACUUUGACAAGCAGUUCACAUCAGAGAAAACAGACUUGACGCCCACGGAUAAGGUGUUCAUGAUGAACCUGGAUCAGUCGGAAUUUGUUGGCUUCUCCUACGUGAAUCCCGAAUACGUAGUUCUACCAUAAAUCCCUCUUCUGAUCAGUGAUAAGUCCCCCCAUCUGCGCGUUGUGCCCCCUUAAAUCUCUUUUUGAUAUUCGAUAUUAACAGCAAAAAGACACUUUGUUAUAUUUAUAUGUAAAUCAUUUAUAGUUCAUAGCGAGCCAUUUUAGUCUGUGUUAAGUUUAUCGUUUCUGUUUUCGUCUGUUAUUUAUGUGUAUAUUCAAAAGAUUGUUAUGUUUUAAUUGUCUGACAGACAGACAGACGGACAGACAGAUCUGCAAGCGAAUAUUGUUCAACAUCUCAAGCCUCAUCUGAAAGCAAUAUAAACCAAUCUCUCUCACUCACUCUCGUUCUGUGUGGCAUUCUAGUGAUCCGAUCUAUCGAUUCUGUUCAAAUUUCCAUUAACUUUUCGACGCUUUAAAUGUUUAAACUUGAAAUAUUCCAAUUGAAAUGAAAGUUCACUCUUUUUCGGAGCAAAAACAUCUAAGUGUUGUUGUUGUAGGCAAACAUCUGAGUGUUUUUUCGUAGCAAAUUAAUCGAUUUUAAUACACAUAUAAAAUACAAUUGGAAGGAGUUUGGAGUUGGGUAAGGUCUGGUUCAAACGUCAUUCGAUUGUAGUGUUUGCCCCGGCAUUACGAUCGAAUUGACAAAAGGAAAAGGAAUAUAAAACAAUUACAUAGAGGAAAUAUCAUAGGGAAAAGCAAAGAAAGCGACACAGCAAUGUUUAAGCAGAGAAAUAUCAUAGAAAGUGUAAUUUUUGAUCUAUCUUAAUACAUAAAUGUGCGUGUAAAUUCGAUUAUCUUUUAUUUUGAUUUAACAACUUAAAGCAACAAAGAAGAAAAACCAUUUUUAAGGUAUAUAUAGCGCGUCUAUAUAUACAGCUGGCAUAGAGUCUCAAUGUACCAUAAUUAACAAAUUGCAUAGCAAUAAGUUAAGCUUAGAAGAUACUUACAACUGUAAAACUGUAAAACUGUAAAGCUAUGUAACUUUAAAACUGUAAACUGUAAAACUGUAAAUCUGUUAUACCUUUUGCUCCCCAAAGAACAGCGGAGAACGACUUCGUUUGGAGUUUGUUUUCACGUUGGAAACAUUUAGUACCUACGACACAUGAAACUAGUUGCUAACUAUGGAUUAAAGACAAUCUACUUUAAGCAUUGUGACAUAGUAUUCGUACUCGUAUGUGACAUACAAACCCCCCCCCCAACUAUCGUAUAUCGUAUCGCUAUCAUUAAGGUACAUGAUUAUUUCCAUGAUUAGCGACAGCUGAGCUAAGCUUUUGUGUGCCUCUCGUAGCUACCGUAACUUUCUCUCAUAGCAGAAUUCUGGCCACAAGAGGCUACAACUAUUGAUAGACAGAAACUAUUAGGAGCAAACCAAACUAAGGGGAGAAUUUGUAGCCAAGCUAACAAGGCUACAGAAGGGAAAGUUAAGUGAAGAGAAUUACAUGAUAAUUAACGUUGUAAUGGAGCUUAAAAGUGUUUUAAAUCACACACACACACACACACACACACACAGAUAGAUAACAACAUUUAAGUAUCCACGAAAGAUAUAUAAAAUAUUUAUAUAAAUUGUAAAAUUGUAUAACUCCGAACUUGAAGCAUUUAAACGUUUUCUUUAGCUCUCAAAAACUCUGAUAUCAAAACGUAAGCUAGGAGAAA
Drosophila guanche is the source of this 3867-nucleotide messenger RNA. RefSeq names its product protein kinase C, brain isozyme (gene Pkc53E). NCBI's taxonomy places the organism in Eukaryota, Metazoa, Arthropoda, Insecta, Diptera, Drosophilidae. The transcript is spliced from 14 exons. The record is from RefSeq and is a predicted model, not a curated record. Gene Ontology annotation, molecular function: zinc ion binding; diacylglycerol-dependent serine/threonine kinase activity; ATP binding. Bases 181 to 2235 code for a protein of 684 amino acids. Gene Ontology annotation, biological process: protein phosphorylation.